Messenger RNA from Penicillium soppii, 1332 nucleotides. Its product is annotated as putative C2H2 finger domain protein. Bases 1 to 1332 code for a protein of 443 amino acids. The record is from RefSeq and is a predicted model, not a curated record. NCBI's taxonomy places the organism in Eukaryota, Fungi, Ascomycota, Eurotiomycetes, Eurotiales, Aspergillaceae. The transcript is spliced from 2 exons.
AUGUCGCGUCCCCUCAACCCCAGUCAGCGGCACCACGCGCACUCCAUCUCGCUGGGUGCCUCUAAUUCAAACCACCGGGUAACCCGUCGAAAGAGUGUCACCACCGCCGCUGCCCACGCUGCCGCCGCGGUUGCUGCAUCCAUGGAGGGCGGCGAAUCCACCUCGCUUCCCAUGGGUGCCCACCGCCGGAGCCUCGCAGGCCGCAAGGGACAGGAAUCAGGCUCUGUCGGAAACAUCUCUGGCUUCAGUUCAUACCUCUCUCGCAGCAUCAACAGUCCUAGCCAGGAACCAUCGCUCCCCCGCAAGGGCUCCCCCGGAUCGGAUCACUCCGAUAGCAAGCUCAAGAACCGGAACCGCCGUGCCAGCGAGGGUGCCAUACUCAAAACUGAAGGAAAGCGUGUUUCGGCAGCCAUACGGUGCGAUCGCUGCGGGAAAGGGUAUAAGCAUGGCAGCUGCUUGUCUAAGCAUAUGUGGGAACACGACCCAGCAUGGGCCGUGACUUCGAAACUUCUCAUCUCCAAGCACCAGCAGGUUCAACUACUGGAGGCCGCCUCCGUCUUGGUUACGAUGAACUAUAAUGAUCCACCCGAUGAGUCCGCCGAAUUGGAGUCAGAAAUGUCAUCCGGAUCACCCGGUGCCGAGUCAGCAGCAGACGCCGACGCCCUUUCAGAACUUCGGGAUGGCAUCAGUUCCGCCGAGACCACGCCACCCCCAAUGGACGAGGAGGAGGAAGACGACGACUUCGAGAUGUCGGACAUGCCCACACAAUGGGCCAAGCGACCCAGUGCGAGCAACGCCUCCGGCUUCUCCCGUUCUUACCAGUCGAUUCCCUCCAGUUCGUACAACGACAGCGCCCCGCUGCAUUCGCCCGCCUUCUCCCACUUCCGCAACUCGAGUAUCGACACCCGUCCGUCGACUGCAGAUACACGAUUACACGAGGAUGAUGAGGCGGAUCUGGCCGCGGCCAUUGGUCUCUGCAAUUUCGGCACUCCCCGCACAGGGCCGGUAUCCAUGACCCCCGAUGUGCCACCAGUGCCCCCACUGCCCGCGCGCUAUCUCGACUCGAGCAGCCACCCGAAUUACCAGAGUCCCCACUCUGUUCAAUCGCGCCCCACCGAGGAAGCCGCUCGUAGAGACUCCGAGGCCAAUAUCUUCAUAUCCAGGUCGCUCAACCCGUCGCUUUCAUACAAGGUGUCGGAUGAGCGGGAGGUCCGAACCGGUGGCAACGAGGCCCAGGAAUCCCGUCAACGCCGCAACGCAGACGUGGACUUCAGCAACCGCUCAGCGCCGGAUGACGACGAUGACGGUGUCUUUGGUCGUAUGGAAGAGUAA